AUGUGCUAUUUAUCAGAGAAUAGUGAUCAAGAAAAUGAACUCAUGAUUGGCCUCGUGGAAAUUGUUAAAUCUCUUGAUAUUAAAAAUCUCGUAAUAUUUCUUCCAACUGAAAAUUCCACCUAUGACAUCGAUAAAUUCAUCAUGAGAGUGCACGAGAGGCAGCUACAGUCAGUUAUUUUCUUCAAUCCCGAUGAUUAUUACAAUCACAUUGCCCAGUGUAAGAGUGAUUCUGUUGAAACCACGAGCCUGAUAUUCUCUGAACCUCGAGAAAUUGUGCGAGAAAUACAAGAACGUAUUCUGGAUCACCGAUUAAAUCUCUUCAUGUUCUACUGGGGUUCACAUGGCCUUCCGAAGAGGGGGCAACUCUGUCUUAAAGAACCUAUGAAAGUGGUCAUUUUGACUACACCCCGACAAAAUGUUCUAAGAAUCUACUAUAAUCAAGCUACACCGGAUGGAAAUGGAACUUUGACUUUAGUAAAUUGGUAUGAUGGAAAUAGUUUGGGUCUCUUUAAAGUACCUGUCCUACCUAGUCCAUCUCAAGUCUAUCAAAAUUUCCGCGAAAGAGUCUUUUACAUCCCUGUUAUUCAUUCCCCUCCUUGGCAUUUUGUUAUCUACCGCAAUGAAUCGUCAGACAAUGAAACCUUCCCAAUGGAGGAAUAUGAUGAUAUGGACAUCUCUUUCAAAGUGAUCGGAGGCAGGGAUGAUAGUCUCCUACAGUUACUGGCUAAGAAAAUGAACUUCAAGUAUGAGUACAUGGAUCCACCAGAAAGGACUCAAGGUUCAGCCUUUGGUUCAAAUGACAACCUGUCGUUCUCUGGAGGACUAGGACUGUUGCAGCGCAGGGAAGCUAAUCUCUUGCUAGGAGACAUUGCAAUAACUAGUGAAAGGAGUAAGGCUGUGGAAUUCUCCUUCUUCACUCUGGUAGAUUCUGGGGCUUUUGUGACCCAUGCUCCACGACGCUUAAGUGAAGCCCUGGCUCUUGUGAGACCCUUUCGUUUGAAUGUCUGGCCAGCACUCAUAAUCACGGUCAUUGUGUCAGGUCCAGUACUGUAUCUUGUGAUCAUAAUGCCUCAGUGGUGGAGGAAGUCCUCACAAAAGGAAAAAGAAAAUAGGGAUUCUUUUCAUCAUAUUGACUACAUUGAGGAAAUGAAUUACGGAGUACCACGUCGAAGGAUUCAGGCAAUGAAAUUCACAAAAAGAAAAGAAUUGCCUCAAAACUUGCUUGGAAGGCAAUUCCUUGUCGAUAGAUGCGUGUGGUUCACAAUUAAUUUGUUCCUCAAACAAAGUGCCUGUUUGCCCUAUGGAGGAAAUCGCGCUCGAUUUGUCUCAUCCAUCCUCUGGCUCUCUGCAACCUACAUUCUGGGGGAUUUCUAUUCAGCACAACUCACAUCACAAUUAGCACGUCCUGCCCGGGAGGCUCCGAUAAAUGAUUUGUAUCGAUUAGAAGCGGCAAUGAAAUGGAAAGGGUAUGAAUUGUACGUUGAGAGACAAAGUGCUUCGUUGGCGAUUUUGGAGAAUGGCACAGAGAUAUUUCAUCGGCUCCAUUUGAUGAUGAUGGCACAGAAUCGCAAGUCCAAUGAAUCAUACUUGAUAUCCUCCAUCGAGGAGGGAGUGCACAUGGUGAUGAUGGGCGACAGGAAGGUGGUUCUAGGUGGACGGGAAACACUCUUCUUCAACAUCAAGCGCUAUGGCAUGAAGAAAUUUCAAUUGAGCGAGAAACUCUACACAAGAUACUCCGCUGUAGCAGUUCCCAAUGGAUGUCCCUUUCUGGACAGCCUUAAUAAAGUAAUAAUGCAUCUCUUCGAGGGUGGAAUUUUAGACAGAAUGACCAAUGAGGAAUAUGAAAAAAUGUUUAACUCCAUCAAAUUUAAAACACCCAAAGAAGAGGUGGAUAAAGCAACAAAGAAAUCCAAUAAGGAAGUUCCUCAGGAAGAACACCUUCUAAAACCUGUUAGCUUGAAAUUACUUCAGGGAGCCUUCUACACCCUCUUAAUUGGAUACAUUCUAUCAGGAAUUGUACUACUUCUGGAGUGUGAGUGGAAAAAGCCCAGGAGGAAUUGCACAAAGGCAGUUGCAAGGCGCAUGAUUAGUGUUUGCAUUUAUAUGAAAAUUAUAAUUGCCAAAUGCUUUUCAUUCAUAGCAGAGGAGAUUUAUGAUUGUUUUAAAGACGAUGAAGAUGAUGAGUAA
Phlebotomus papatasi is the source of this 2187-nucleotide messenger RNA. RefSeq names its product ionotropic receptor 40a (gene Ir40a). Gene Ontology annotation, molecular function: glutamate-gated receptor activity. The transcript has 6 exons. The record is from RefSeq and is a predicted model, not a curated record. The coding region runs from base 1 to 2187 and encodes 728 amino acids. Gene Ontology annotation, cellular component: membrane. Lineage: Eukaryota; Metazoa; Arthropoda; Insecta; Diptera; Psychodidae.